Molecule: messenger RNA, 1851 nt
Organism: Amoebophrya sp. A25
Lineage: Eukaryota; Dinophyceae; Syndiniales; Amoebophryaceae
Source: the annotation of a GenBank genome assembly
CGCAAAUGUACUGCGGGAGUCUCCCUUUUGCUUUCGCUUCCAAAAAUUUUGAGAUUCAAGAAAUUUUGAAAAAAGUUAUGUAAGCAGGUUGAGGAUGUGGAAACCGUUUAAGUACAAGAUUAUAAACUUCUUUACAUGAUAGCAUCUUUCAAGAACUUCUUUGUCACGCAGGGCAUGCCGAAAAGGACAGGGUCGUAGUUUUCUUUGAUAUAGAAUUUCAUGAUACAGCGUUUUUAAUAAUUCUAAGACCAGUUUUAGUUUUUGUUUUUUGGGCAGUGCAAAGGCAUCAGGUAGAGUUGUCGCAAUUCCUUGUAGUCAUAUCUUCUACUUCUCCACGUUUGGGCUAAGCCUUCAGCACUACAUCCAAUAAAAUCAAAUAUGGCUCCCAUCGACGAGUCACCAUUGCCUGCCGCGUCGGAAGGAGGCGCGGCCGGGGCUAGUCCGGACCCGCGAACUAGACCAGUGAAGAAGGUGAAAAAUGUCAGUCAGGAGGUGGCAGUUGCAGCGUUAGACCUGCUGAACAAAAAGCGAGAGCAGGCCGUCAAAGAUCACAACUACGAACAGGCAGGUGAGCAUGUUGCAGCGUCGUUUUGAAUUUGAACCCGUUGUCAAAUAGAAGUGUAGGAGUGCAAGUGCAUUAUAUUCAGGUAUCAAACUCUAAACCAAUACUCGUACUCUAAGUCUUUUUCGGCACCUCCUCUUCAUCUUUUCUACAUCCAGGUAGAAUCCAUGAAAAGAUGAAGCAGCUAGAGGACCAGUUAGGUGCCGACUAUCAUUCAAUAUCCACGAAUCCUGUGCUACGGAAAGGCCUUCUGAAGAGUGGAAAGGGGCUCGACCACGAGGAAGAAGGAAAGCCUUUGCUACCACUGGAGAAAGGAGGAAUAUUUUCUGCUGCAAAUCCUUUCAAGACCGUGCGGCUUCUGCGAUCUAGCGGGUAAGUACUAGAAACUGAUCUUGAUUAUGCAUUUGCCAAGUGUGCGGAAACAUCAGUUACUCCAUCAUGAAUCUAUAAAUAUCUUCAAAGAUGAAGAAGAAGAUGCAAGGGUUUAUAACCCACCCUUGCCCGAUUCACGAUCAGGUAUUCGCAGACGGCCACAUUUGGUCUUCUCUUUACGAUUUAUGCAAUAGUCAUCGUUGCAGAGAUGGCCCUCUUGAGAAUAGGAAUGACGAUCUUUCAGAUUGAGAGUAUAUCCGACAUGUUUACUGUGGGUUUAGCAGCGAGUAACAAUACUAUGGCAGGCGGAACGUCAGGGGUAAGGGUAACAGCUGCUGCGGAUUCCGGUGGGCAUGCAAUCUUAGACGAUCUGUAGACCACCCUGGUGAUGCAUGCAGAUCAUGUGGCACAUCAAAUGGGUCGAGAAAAUACGCGCUGAAGAUUUACAUAGAAUUCAUGUAUUCUAUAAAUUCGCUUUUUUUCUCGCUUGGUAUGAUUUUCGAUCAUGUCGAGCAGUUCCCGCGGAGGAGGUUGUGGCAGAUGCCACUGUUCUUGUUGCUACGAGACGACGAGUGAAAUCGGUUAAACAUAAACUUGAGCAGCUAUCUUUGGCGGCAUGCCAGCCUUCCUUGUUUAAUACAUCAACGGGCCACUGUUUUUAGUUCUGGUACAAGAUAAUCAGAUAAGGGUAAGAUUCCGGGACGAGGGACGAACUGUAUUGUACAGAAUGGUACUGCAAGAACGACCCUGCUUUCAAACCUACUGUUACCCGAUUAAUUUCCAUUGCAGAUCAUGAGAAGUUACGAAAACCACCCUACUCCGAUUGGGUUUUCUGUCUCAAAUUCUGUCUCUCCACAACCCCUGUUGUUGUUCCAAUUCUUAGAUUUGGUAGGUGACUAUAACUAAAGCUUAACAGG